AUGUCGGCGCCCGCCCAAUUUACGAUUCCCGCCAGCGAAGUGAUGACUUCUAUCGUACUUCCCACUAUCAUUUUUUGUAUUGGACUAGUCGCAGCGAUGCUGCUCGGAAUAAACAAGUGCAAACAGUGGGAAUUGGAUAAAGUUGUAGAAAUGCGGCGGUCGCGGAGAGUUCUACAGCGAGUCACGAAUCGGCUGAGGGAGAAAAAUUUUAAGACAAUACAGAGAGCUCGCACCAUGAGAAAACGGGCGGCCAGUGCGAAAGCUCGCACCGAAUUCUCGCCUCCCGCCUAUCAAUCGAAAAAUAAUUCGACAGAAUUUCCAUGCGGCACGUCUCCACCGCCUUCAUACGAGGACGAUUUGUUGGAGGAGUAUUAUAAGGAGUGCCAUCCGAGCAGACGCUCCCAACCGGUGCCGAGCUCCCCUCGUCGCUACGUCCGCCAACGUUCGAAAUUCAGUUCGGCGGCUCGCCGUGUCAGCCGAUCCAGUGUUAACACCCACCAAACACGUGGAUCUAUUCAUAUAGUUUAA
This is a messenger RNA of Caenorhabditis remanei, 528 nucleotides long. RefSeq lists its product as uncharacterized. Bases 1 to 528 code for a protein of 175 amino acids. NCBI's taxonomy places the organism in Eukaryota, Metazoa, Nematoda, Chromadorea, Rhabditida, Rhabditidae. The transcript is spliced from 5 exons. The record is from RefSeq and is a predicted model, not a curated record.